AUGAGCCCUUCCACCAUGCCCGCUCGCCAGGACGCCUACUCCGUCUCCAUCCCUGUCUCUCCUCCUCCUCCAUCAGAUCUCUCCACCUACAUGCGCUCGAUGCACCAGCACACCAAGCGCCAGAUGGAGGCUGCCAACCGCUCCUCUACGAGAAGAUCCGGCGGCCGCACGAGUUACCCUCACAACUCUCACCACUCCUCAUCCAGCCACGAUUCAUCGUAUUAA
Molecule: messenger RNA, 225 nt
Organism: Colletotrichum abscissum
Lineage: Eukaryota; Fungi; Ascomycota; Sordariomycetes; Glomerellales; Glomerellaceae
Exons: 1
Coding region: 1-225 (74 amino acids)
Source: RefSeq, a predicted model, not a curated record